This is a messenger RNA of Rhinopithecus roxellana (golden snub-nosed monkey), 7539 nucleotides long. RefSeq names its product membrane associated guanylate kinase, WW and PDZ domain containing 3 (gene MAGI3). NCBI's taxonomy places the organism in Eukaryota, Metazoa, Chordata, Mammalia, Primates, Cercopithecidae. The coding region runs from base 519 to 3896 and encodes 1125 amino acids. Gene Ontology annotation, cellular component: cytoplasm. The transcript has 21 exons. Gene Ontology annotation, biological process: signal transduction. The record is from RefSeq and is a predicted model, not a curated record. Gene Ontology annotation, molecular function: protein binding.
AGUUUCCUGGCAGCUUGGACAGGCGUUGGUCUCCGCGCUACAGCUCCGCAGCGGGCACGAUCGAUCCCGCGACGGGUCUACGCGCGCUUCUGCGCGCCCCCGACGGAUUUUUCCCGUUCCCGGCUCUUCCCCCUUCACCUCACCGCCCCCCCGCCUCAGCCUUUCCCGCCGCUCGGGCGCUGAGCCCGGGGACCAGCCGGCGGCAGUGACCCCGCCCGAAGCCCCUUCUGGAACCGCCUGGGGACAAUUCCCUUUUCCUUUCUUCAGCCUAACCCGCGGUGGCCCUUGCGGAGUCUGGUCAGCCCCGGGGAGCGCAGCUGGGAGGGGCGUCCAAGAGGCGUCUCGGGUCUGGGAGCGGCCGGGCCCCCAGCGGGCUGUGGUCACCGGGUGGGGGCCGGAGCGGCGAGGCCCCCCUGACCCGGCUGCGCGGGCCGCCAGGGCCCCCGGGCUGAGACGGGGCCGGAGCGGCGCCCCGGCCGCCCGCGCGGGGUCUCCCCCAUGGUGCAGCGGGGUUCGGGAUGUCGAAGACGCUGAAGAAGAAGAAGCACUGGCUCAGCAAGGUGCAGGAGUGCGCCGUGUCCUGGGCCGGGCCCCCGGGCGACUUCGGCGCGGAGAUCCGCGGUGGCGCGGAGCGUGGCGAGUUCCCCUACCUGGGGCGGCUCCGCGAGGAGCCCGGCGGGGGCACCUGCUGCGUCGUCUCCGGCAAGGCGCCCAGCCCAGGCGAUGUGCUGCUGGAGGUAAACGGGACGCCUGUCAGCGGGCUCACCAACCGGGACACCCUGGCUGUCAUCCGCCACUUCCGCGAGCCCAUCCGUCUCAAGACUGUGAAACCAGGCAAAGUCAUUAAUAAAGAUUUGCGGCAUUACCUAAGUCUUCAGUUUCAAAAAGGAUCAGUUGACCACAAACUGCAGCAAGUGAUCAGAGAUAAUCUCUACUUGAGAACCAUUCCAUGCACUACAAGGGCCCCCAGGGAUGGGGAAGUACCAGGAGUGGAUUAUAAUUUCAUUUCCGUUGAACAGUUCAAAGCACUGGAAGAGAGUGGAGCAUUGUUAGAAAGUGGAACGUAUGAUGGAAACUUCUAUGGAACUCCCAAGCCUCCAGCAGAACCCAGCCCUUUUCAGCCAGAUCCAGUUGAUCAAGUCCUCUUUGAUAAUGAGUUUGAUGCAGAAUCUCAAAGAAAACGAACUACAUCUGUCAGCAAGAUGGAAAGAAUGGAUAGCUCUCUUCCUGAAGAGGAAGAAGAUGAGGACAAGGAAGCUAUUAAUGGCAGUGGAAAUGCAGAAAACAGAGAGAGGCAUUCUGAGUCAUCUGACUGGAUGAAGACUGUUCCAAGUUACAACCAAACAAAUAGCUCCAUGGACUUUAGAAAUUAUAUGAUGAGAGAUGAGACUCUGGAACCACUGCCCAAAAACUGGGAAAUGGCCUACACUGACACAGGGAUGAUCUACUUCAUUGACCACAAUACCAAGACAACCACCUGGUUGGAUCCUCGUCUUUGUAAGAAAGCCAAAGCCCCUGAAGACUGUGAAGAUGGAGAGCUUCCUUAUGGCUGGGAGAAAAUAGAGGACCCUCAGUAUGGGACAUACUAUGUUGAUCACCUUAACCAGAAAACCCAGUUUGAAAAUCCAGUGGAGGAAGCGAAAAGGAAAAAGCAGUUAGGACAGGCUGAAAUUGGGUCUUCAAAACCAGAUACGGAAAAAUCACACUUCACAAGAGAUCCAUCCCAACUUAAAGGCGUCCUUGUUCGAGCAUCACUGAAAAAAAGCACAAUGGGAUUUGGUUUUACCAUUAUUGGCGGAGAUAGACCUGAUGAGUUCCUACAAGUGAAAAAUGUGCUGAAAGAUGGUCCCGCAGCUCAGGAUGGGAAAAUUGCACCAGGUGAUGUUAUUGUAGACAUCAAUGGCAACUGCGUCCUCGGUCACACUCAUGCAGAUGUUGUCCAGAUGUUUCAAUUGGUACCUGUCAAUCAGUAUGUAAACCUCACUUUAUGUCGUGGUUAUCCACUUCCUGAUGACAGUGAAGAUCCUGUUGUGGAUAUUGUUGCUGCUACCCCUGUCAUCAAUGGACAGUCAUUAACCAAGGGAGAGACUUGCAUGAAUCCUCAGGAUUUUAAGCCAGGAGCAAUGGUUCUGGAGCAGAAUGGAAAAUCGGGACACCCUUUGACUGGUGAUGGUCUCAAUGGACCAUCAGAAACAAGUGAGCAGAGAGUAUCCAUGGCAUCGUCAGGCAGCUCCCAGCCUGAACUAGUGACUAUCCCUUUGAUUAAGGGCCCUAAAGGGUUUGGGUUUGCAAUUGCCGACAGCCCUACUGGACAGAAGGUGAAAAUGAUACUGGAUAGUCAAUGGUGUCAAGGCCUUCAGAAAGGAGAUAUAAUUAAGGAAAUUUACCAUCAAAAUGUGCAGAAUUUAACACAUCUCCAAGUGGUAGAGGUGCUAAAGCAGUUUCCAGUAGGUGCCGAUGUACCAUUGCUUAUCUUGAGAGGAGGUCCUCCUUCACCGACCAAAACUGCCAAAAUGAAAACAGAUAAAAAGGAAAAUUCAGGAAGUUUGGAGGCCAUAAAUGAGCCUAUUCCUCAGCCUAUGCCUUUUCCACCCAGCAUUAUCAGGUCAGGAUCCCCAAAAUUGGAUCCUUCUGAGGUCUACCUGAAAUCUAAGACUUUAUAUGAAGAUAAACCACCAAACACCAAAGAUUUGGAUGUUUUUCUUCGAAAACAAGAGUCAGGGUUUGGCUUCAGGGUGCUAGGAGGAGAUGGACCUGACCAGUCUAUAUAUAUCGGGGCUAUUAUUCCCCUGGGAGCAGCUGAGAAAGAUGGUCGGCUCCGUGCAGCUGAUGAACUAAUGUGCAUUGAUGGAAUUCCUGUUAAAGGGAAAUCACACAAACAAGUCUUGGACCUCAUGACGACUGCUGCUCGAAAUGGCCAUGUGUUACUAACUGUCAGACGAAAGAUCUUCUAUGGAGAAAAACAACCUGAGGACGACAGCUCUCAGGUCUUCAUUUCAACACAGAAUGGAUCUCCCCGCCUGAACCGGGCAGAGGUCGCAGCCAGGCCUGUACCCCAGGAGCCCUAUGAUGUUGUCUUGCAACGAAAGGAAAAUGAAGGAUUUGGCUUUGUCAUCCUCACUUCCAAAAACAAACCACCUCCAGGAGUUAUUCCUCAUAAAAUUGGCCGAGUCAUAGAAGGAAGUCCAGCUGACCGCUGUGGAAAACUGAAAGUUGGAGAUCAUAUCUCUGCAGUGAAUGGGCAGUCCAUUGUUGAACUGUCUCAUGAUAACAUUGUUCAGCUGAUCAAAGAUGCUGGUGUCACCGUCACACUAACGGUCAUUGCUGAAGAAGAGCAUCAUGGUCCACCAUCAGGAACAAACUCAGCCAGGCAAAGCCCAGCCCUGCAGCACAGGCCCAUGGGACAGUCACAGGCCAACCACAUACCUGGGGACAGAAGUGCCCUAGAAGGUGAAAUUGGAAAAGAUGUCUCCACUUCUUACAGACAUUCUUGGUCAGACCACAAGCACCUUGCACAGCCUGACACCGCAGUAAUUUCAGUUGUAGGCAGUCGGCACAAUCAGAGCCUUGGUUGUUACCCAGUAGAGCUGGAGAGAGGCCCCCGGGGCUUUGGAUUCAGCCUCCGAGGGGGGAAGGAGUACAACAUGGGGCUGUUCAUCCUUCGUCUUGCUGAAGAUGGUCCUGCCAUCAAAGAUGGCAGAAUUCAUGUUGGUGACCAGAUUGUUGAAAUCAAUGGGGAACCUACACAAGGAAUCACACAUACUCGAGCAAUUGAGCUCAUUCAGGCUGGUGGAAAUAAAGUUCUUCUUCUUUUGAGGCCAGGAACUGGCUUGAUACCUGACCAUGGUUUGGCUCCUUCCGGUCUGUGCUCCUACGUGAAACCCGAGCAACAUUAAGGCUUUCAGGGCUUUUCUUGGUCUUUCCUUAAAAAGACUUGGUAAAUUUGCAUGUCUUGUAAAUCACUUUCUUCUUUUGUUUUCUUUUAAAUGAAAAAUGAUGCUAUUAAAUACAUCUAUUUCUAUCUUCUGCACUUUUCAGUCUCCUUUUGACAUUAAAUUUGACAGCUUAAUGCAAGAGAAUUAUUUACAAAUGCCCAUGAGCCUCAUUCUGGUUACCACAGUUUGGUUUCCUUUAUUAGUGAUUUUGCCAUAUCCUAAACUAUAUCAAUUCAUAAUAAUUAGUGAGCUUCUUGGGCCAGGUAAUUUGGUUCAACUUUAUAACUUGUAAGUUCUAAUUGGGCUUUACUAAUAGAGAAUUUACAGAACAUAUAUUAUCUCACUAAUUAUAUGUAAUUGGAAAAAAAAUGAAUAUUAUUUUAUGUAUAUAAACAACCUAUCCUUCAUGUAUGAACAGAUGUUUAUACACAUCUGCCUAUAUUUGUAGAGAGAUAUGUUGUAAACAUAACACAAACUGUAUAAAAUACAGGCUUUUAAAGCAGUUAGUACAAUUCAAAUGGCUGUCAAAGUUCAAAAUGUACUGUUCCUAUUUGUAAUUCUAAAACUUAAUAAUGUUCCAUUCAAUCACUUUUUUAGGUGAUUGGGAUAUUAAUAAUCCUUCAUCGUCAAAUGUGAUUUAUGAUGAACAGUCACCAUUACCCCCAUCUUCACAUUCUGCUUCCAUAUUUGAAGAGUCUCACGUGCCAGUAAUUGAAGAAUCUUUAAUGAAAGUUCAGAUAUGUGAAAAGGCAGAAGAAUUAAAGGACAUUGUGCCUGAAAAGAAAAGCACUUUAAAUGAAAAUCAACCUGAGAUAAAGCAUCAGUCUCCUCUCCAGAAAAAUGUGAGUAAGAGGGAUCCACCCAGCAGUCAUGGGCACAGUAACAAGAAAAAUCUAUUAAAAGUAGAAAAUGGUGUUACACGAAGAGGUAGAUCGGUUAGUCCCAAAAAGCCAGCCAGUCAACAUUCAGAGGAACAUUUGGAUAAGAUUCCUAGUCCUCUAAAAAAUGAUCCCAAAAGAAGACCCAGAGAUCGAUCCCUCAGCCCCAGCAAAGGGGAAAAUAAAAGUUGCCAGGUCAGCACCAAGGCAGGUUCUGGACAAGAUCAGUGCAGAAAAAGCAGAGGUCGGUCUGCCAGUCCAAAAAAGCAGCAAAAAAUUGAAGGAAGCAAAGCUCCAUCAAAUGCUGAGGCCAAAUUGUUAGAGGGUAAGAGUCGAAGAAUAGCAGGCCAUAUAGGCAAUAAUGCUGAGCAGAUCCCAGAUGGGAAGGAAAAAUCAGACGUCAUCAGGAAAGAGGCAAAGCAGAAUCAGGUGGAAAAAGGCAGAACAAGGUCUCCAGAGAAGAAAAGCAAAAGAAUGGAUGAGAAAUCUCUUGCAUCCAAAAAGACUAAUAAGACUACAAGUAAAGAAGUAUCUGAAAAUGAAAAAGGAAAGAAAGUAACCACAGGAGAAACAAGUUCUAGUAAUGAUAAAAUAGGAGAAAAUAUCCAGCUAUCAGAAAAGAGGCUGAAGCAAGAACCUGAAGAGAAGGUAGUUUCAAACAAAACAGAAGAUCACAAAGGGAAGGCACUAGAGGCCGCUGACAAAAACAGAGAGACUGGAAGGUUCAAACCUGAAAGUAGUUCUCCAGUUAAGAAAACACCGAUAACUCCAGGGCCCUGGAAGGUGCCAAGUGGAAAUAAAGUCACAGGCACUAUUGGUAUGGCUGAGAAACGGCAGUAACCUUUAGUAUAAAACAAAAACAAGUUGUAAUCUUUUCUUACAGCAGCAUUUUUCCAGAAAAAGCCUUUUUUUUUCAAAUAUUCUGAAACAGAUAAGUACAUGUUAAUGUGAGCAUCAAGUUACCUAGGCUGCAUGAAGGGCCUUUAGGAUUGCUAAGAACCAACUGUCCCCCUGGCCGGCUGCCCUCCCUCGCACUCAGGAAGGAGCUGCAUCCACAUGCUCAUCUGACCCGCCCUGCUCAGGCUGCCCAGCUCAUCAUCUUCAUGAGUGUCUGAACAAAUGACAUAUGUUGAUAUUAACAAUGUGGUCACAACUCACUUUGUAUUUGUGCCAAGUUAUCUGCUGUAUCAUGUCUGUUUUUAUCCUUCUCGUUCAGCUGUUUCCACAGUAAUGAAAAAGUUAGGUUUGGCUUGGAAGUUGAUGUUCUCAAUAGCAUGUUGCAUGUUUACAGAGAGAAAUAUGUGAGUCCUUGCAGAAGACGAGACUGUUAACUCAUCGUUAAAGAUGGCAGUUGUCUUCUAACAGCUACUGACGAUGUCCCACUUUAAAAAUAAAACCCCCAAACAUCACUACUUUAAGGAAAAAAAUGUAGUCCAGUAAUGAUGCUUUCUUACGGCUUUUUAUUUCAAUUUGGCUGGAUAAGUUGUUUCAAAUAACUGUUAAAAGAUAUUACUUACAAUUGAAUGUUCAAAAUGAGAAAGUACUUUAAGCAAUAGAGUUCAUCUCUUGCUGUGUUAUCCAACCUCGAUGUAUACUUAGAGCAUCUCAGGUCACGCUUUUUAUUUCACUUAUUUAAUUAUGAAACCAUAAAGAAGCAUGUGGAAAUAGUGUUUAUUGCUCUUUGAAGACAAACCGCCAACUAUUUCUGGAUAUUUUGGCUGUACCUACUACUAAAGUCAUUAGUCUUUAAUACAUAAUACAUAUUUAAAAAGUAAAAUUAUUAUAUAGAUUAUGUGAGGGACUUAAUCACGAAACCAGUUUCACAGUCCAGGUACCAACUCUUCUGGUAGCAGGUGCACAAGCUUGGAUGUUUAGAAACAACCUGUGUAGGGUAUGCUGCCCAGCAAGUGAGGACAAAUGUGUAGACAGUACUUACUGGAUCUUAUUUAACUUUUAGCUACAUUAACUUUCUUAUUUAAAAACAAGAAAGGGAGAUUAAACAUCUGCUUAGCUUGUACACAUUUUCAGAAUUCUUUUUAAAAGUCUAGUUAAAGAUGUUUCUUAGAAGUUGGAGACUGUUAACUUCCAUAAAAUAGAUCCAGGUUUUUCAGUUCCCUGAAGCAGCAUUCAGUAGCAUCUAUAUAAAUAAAGGCACCUUCUGAGAAUAGAACUAUUCCAUGGAGUGUGUGAACACACUUGUUAUGUCACCUGGGUUCAUCUUGUUGUGAAGCACAUUAUGUCCAGGUCCUUCCCUCUGGGAGUCUGACUGUGAAACUCUUUAACCCAACAACUGUAUUAGCCCCUGUAGAUAAGACAUGCUUCCCAGAGUGAGAUUUUUGAAAUCCCCUUUUCAUCCAGAACUAUAUUUACCCACCUAUUGUAACUAUUCAAAUAGAGCAAAAUUAGGAGGCUUGAUAAAUGCUAAGAACUUAGUACCACAGAAAUUAUUUAUUUUCCCUGUAGUCCACAAUUAGUGAUAACAAAUCCUAUUUUUGUUAACUGUGACAUAACUUUGAUGUCAUAUGUUGUCCUAUGUGGUUCUUCCUUUCUAAGUAACCUCUGUCCUGAUUAUAUACUGACUUAGCAAUGUGGCCUUGGAAUGCUGAGCAAAAUGUGGAUGUACUGGUUGUAAAUGUUUAUAUAUUGUACAGUACCUUUAUAUAUACACUUGAGGUUCUGAUUAGAGAAAGAUCUGUAAAUUGCUCGUUAUUUUUUAUAUAGAUAUU